ACCAGACGCUUUCGCUUAAUUUAAACACAACAAACAUGGGGAAGAAGCAUAAAAAGCACAAGCCGGAGUGGAGAACAGUUGAUGACUGUGAGGACAAGCCUUUUGAGAAGCAGCUGAAGCUGGUGCUCAAAGUGGGAGGAAGUGAGAUCACAGAACUCUCAGGCUCCGGCCAUGACUCCAGUUACUACGACGACAGGUCAGACCAUGAACGAGAGCGCCACAAGGACAAAAAGAAGAAGAAGAAGAAAAAGUCUGAGAAGGAGAAAGACAAACACGUAGAUGAUGAGGAGAGGAGAAGACGGAAGGAAGAGAAGAGGAAGAAGAGAGAGCGGGAGCAGAAUGAAUCAGAGGCUGCUACUGCCUCUGCCAGUGGUGUAGGCCUGCCCACUGUUGUGCCCAGUCACACUGGUGUGGCAGUCGAGCCUUUCAUGCUGCCGAAGAUACCAAACAUUGGUAUUAGUUUUGAGCAGCAGGAGGAGAAGAAGAGGAAGAGGGAGAGGUCUGAGAUGGAGCCGGAGGUGAUGGACCAGUUUCACCCCAACAUCAAGGUAGAGGUGGAGCAACAAGGAGACCGGCCUGUCAGGGCUUGC
Salvelinus sp. IW2-2015 is the source of this 590-nucleotide messenger RNA. It is a transcript of the gene brd9, whose product is annotated as bromodomain containing 9. Gene Ontology annotation, biological process: regulation of transcription by RNA polymerase II. Gene Ontology annotation, cellular component: nucleus. The record is from RefSeq and is a predicted model, not a curated record. NCBI's taxonomy places the organism in Eukaryota, Metazoa, Chordata, Actinopteri, Salmoniformes, Salmonidae.